AAAGCCAUUUAACCGGGACGGACACGAGGAUACGAACGGCGCGAGCGUUCGUCGAUCCCGGGGGUUUGGUUAAAUGAAGUCAAAUUGUUUAAUAUCGGAGUAGAUAAAUCUGAGUGUCGGGUCGAGUUCGGUGGAGCGAGCUGUGUACGGCAGGCAGCGAGGCCGCCGCGACGGAGCCAAGCGAGGUGCGCGCCGAGGUAGCGGGCCCGCUGCCGCCCGCCGCCGACGGCUACAUGUACGUGUGCGAGGGCGCCGGCGCCGGCUCGCGCUACGAGUGCGCCUUCGAGCCAGGCCACCACAUGGAGCAGCCACCUUUCGACGACCACAUGUUCGGAGAGUUCGGCAAGGAGCACCACGUGCAGGUGGUGGUGGGCGAGAUCAGCGACCUGUACCGUGACGAGCGGCCGGUCGCGUUCGCCCCUGCUGGGGACCAGAAGCGCAAGGAGGAACCUUUACUGCUGCAAGCAGUGGACUCCAGCCCGGCAACACAUCCCCCACCGCCUCCACCACCACCGUCCACUAAGAAGAGCGACAAAAAGAAAAGUGACAAUAAUGGAAUCAAGAAGAAGAAAACUAGGACGACAUUCACGGCUUAUCAACUAGAGGAGUUGGAACGAGCGUUUGAGCGCGCACCAUAUCCCGAUGUGUUCGCAAGAGAAGAAUUGGCUCUUAAACUUAACUUGUCUGAAUCACGAGUACAGGUCUGGUUCCAAAAUCGAAGAGCGAAAUGGCGUAAGCGAGAACCUCCACGCAAAACUGGAUAUAUCGGUUCCAGUUCUCCAAGCUCCACGACCUUAGGCGGCAGUUUCUCUGGCAUCGGUGGCAAUCUUCCAGCAUUCCCACAGAAUGGCCUCCCUGCUCCAUCUGACUCCUGGUCGUACCAGCACCCCUAUGAAAUAUCUUCGCACCAUCUCUUAUCUUCAAGCAGUGCUGGAUAUCCAAGUUUUAAUACUCAACCGGCAGCGUAUUCUUACACGACCGUCCUCAAUGGCCACGAUGGACAAAUGUUCGCUCCGAGGCACUCCUACGAAUAUGGCGAAGGUAGUCCACCUCCGCUAGGAGUUCGCGAUUACCCGAUGAUGGCAGCUCACUCGCCACAGAUGGAGGCGCAUUCACACGAUGAAAAGCUUGAGUAUCGUUCGCACGAGCACGAGGACAAGUACCCGGCUUGCGCACUGCAGGAGGAGCCGCCACGGUACGCUGCGCCGGCGGACGAAUACGAUAAGUGCGCAUUGGUCACACACGACAAGCACUACGAGAUGGAGCGCCACUCAGACCUCACGCAGCCUGUCGUCGUCAAGAUGGAGCCCAGCAGCGGCCAGGCAUACACCACGCUGCCUCCUUUUUUGAAUUGAAAUACUCCUUUUCGAAAUUAUCCUAGCGUUAGUGUAUGAAGCCAGAGUAAUUUCGAAAGGGAGUAUUAGCAAGUAAUGUUUCAGUUGAUUAUGCAGAUUAUCCUCUGCGUCUUUCGGU
This is a messenger RNA of Spodoptera exigua (beet armyworm), 1473 nucleotides long. The record is from the annotation of a GenBank genome assembly. NCBI's taxonomy places the organism in Eukaryota, Metazoa, Arthropoda, Insecta, Lepidoptera, Noctuidae.